AUGCCUUCCAGAAUCUCUCCUGGCGGCUUCAAGCCGCUAGAGGGCACCACAUUAUUCAAACCUUUGAAGAUGGGACAUUUGGAGCUUGAGCACAGAGUAUUCAUGGCCCCUUUGACACGGAUGCGUGCGCCGAAGGAGAGCGAUGGCAUCUGGGUGCCGGGUGAUAUCAAUGUCGAGUACUACUCGCAGCGAGCUUCCAAGGGUGGCUUUCAGCUCACAGAAGCCUGCCCUAUCAGCAGACAAGCCUGCGGCUAUCCUGGUGUGCCUGGAAUCUUCACUGCAAGCCAAAUCGCUGGGUGGAAGCGAGUGACGGAUGCUAUCCAUCAAAAAGGUGGCUACAUUUAUUGUCAGCUAUGGCAUGUCGGUCGUGCUACAGUGAACGAUCUCCUCGAUGGGCAAGACGCUCUAUCCGCCAGUGACAUCCCAAUAUCCGGCAACGCUCUCACAGGUGCUCCAUUCGCUCAGACUCCUCCCAAAGCCAUGACGGAAGCGCAAAUUGACGAGACCGUCAAAGAGUUCGCCGCUGCCGCAAAGCGCGCCCUGGAGGCCGGUUUCGACGGAGUCGAGAUUCACGGAGCUAAUGGCUACCUCCUCGACCAAUUUCUGCACGAUAACGUCAACAUUCGCACAGAUAACUACGGCGGAUCUAUCGAGAACCGCUGCCGGUUCCCUCUGGCGGUCGUCAAAGCUGUCACCGAUGCAGUUGGAGCAGACAAGGUCGGCAUUCGUCUCAGCCCGUACAACUAUUUCCAGGAUACACGCGACUCGAAUCCCAACAAGAACUGGGCGUACCUCUGUGAGCAGCUCGCGGCUAUGCCCAAGGAGAACCGUUUGUCAUACGUUCAUAUGGUCGAGCCUCGCUUCGAUGAGGUCCUCGAUGAGGAAGCCAAGAUGGGCUCUCUGGAGAAGGAGACCUCGUCAGCAAAGAACUCGCUGAAGCCUUUCCGUGAAAUCCUGGCAAAGGGCGACAUCAAAUUCGUGGCCGCUGGUAACUUCAACCGCGACAAUGCUCUGCCGAAACUCGAUGCUGGCGACAGUGACGCAGUCAUCUUCGGACGGUGGUUCAUCGCCAACCCGGACCUCCCAAAGCGUCUGGCUGAGGGUCUGCCGUUGAAUGAGUAUGAUCGCAGCACAUUCUAUGGUGCUGACCCUCCUACGAAGGGCUAUGUUGACUACCCGUUCUUUGAGCCGGGCUCGAAGGAGCUCACUGCAUGA
Molecule: messenger RNA, 1215 nt
Organism: Cyphellophora attinorum
Lineage: Eukaryota; Fungi; Ascomycota; Eurotiomycetes; Chaetothyriales; Cyphellophoraceae
Product: putative 12-oxophytodienoate 3
Exons: 3
Coding region: 1-1215 (404 amino acids)
Molecular function (GO): NADPH dehydrogenase activity; FMN binding
Source: RefSeq, a predicted model, not a curated record